This is a messenger RNA of Pleurotus ostreatus (oyster mushroom), 2280 nucleotides long. RefSeq lists its product as uncharacterized. Gene Ontology annotation, cellular component: plasma membrane; endoplasmic reticulum membrane. Gene Ontology annotation, molecular function: glucosidase activity. NCBI's taxonomy places the organism in Eukaryota, Fungi, Basidiomycota, Agaricomycetes, Agaricales, Pleurotaceae. Bases 1 to 2280 code for a protein of 759 amino acids. The transcript is spliced from 11 exons. Gene Ontology annotation, biological process: fungal-type cell wall organization; (1->6)-beta-D-glucan biosynthetic process. The record is from RefSeq and is a predicted model, not a curated record.
AUGCUCACUGAUGGACCCUCGUCACCGCCCUCGACCUCGCCGACUCCACGGUCUGCACGCUCGCAGACUCUGUCGUCCGGCCACCACAGCGCCUUGUCGCCCUUGAACCCCGCUUCGUCCGCGACUGGGACGUUUCCAAUACCGCGCUCAAGGCCAGGCUCUCGUGGUUCUCAAUAUCUUACCAACCGCUUCGCCUCAGACCACUCGGCAAAUACGGCCAGCUACUACAAUACUUCUGAUUCAGCGUAUCCAACAUUCGCCGCUCCAAGUCCAACGGGCCUCGGUGGUGCUGGGACGAGAGCGUCGAUGGUGCUGUAUAGGUUGGCGGACGACAUAGUGUCGCCUGGUGGAAAUAGAGAUUCGGUCAGGGACUCCACAUUAUUGCCGCCCGAACGGAAAUUCGCUCGCGACAGCGUCUGGUCAUCAUCAGGAGACAGCUUCGUCAGCAUCUCUUCGGAUAGAGACAGCAAGUAUCCCUCCGACUUAAUGUCGCCCUUCCCAACUACCCCAAGAGGUUUGGUGCCAUAUGCUUACGACCCUGCGUCCGACGAACUUGAACCACCUGAUGAAGAGGACAUGCUGCAUGACCCGGACGAUAAAGCGUGGAUCAGCGGCGGCGGCAAACGGCAUCCUGGCCUCAAGCGCGCCUUUCCUUGGCGAGGAAUACUCAACGUCGCCGUCCUCAUUAUCCUCAUCCUCGCCCUCCUAUGUCUUUUUAUCUUCUACCCGGUCCUCACGUUCUACCAGAACUCGGCGAGAAAUCUGAAAAUCGAUGGCAACAUACGGAUAAACGCGACCGGCCAGGCGCCAGUUUUAUUCCAGAUGCCGGAUUUGAUUGACAAAGAUACCCCAGACGCCGCGAAGUCACGCACAGGAUUCGAUGGUCAUGAAUACGAACUCGUCUUCUCGGACGAAUUCAACGUAGAUGGGAGAUCCUUUUACCCAGGUGACGAUCCAUUCUGGGAGGCGGUUGAUCUUUGGUAUGGUGUGACCGGCGAUAUCGAGUGGUAUGACCCAAGUCAAGUGACGACGAGGAACGGUAAUCUGGUCAUCACGAUGGAUAGUAUCGAGACCACGGUACCUGGUCAAACAGUAGGUUCGACGGCACCUUUCACUGCGGCUGAAAACCACGCCCUGAACUAUAAAAGCGGCAUGUUGCAAAGCUGGAACAAGUUCUGCUACACGAGCGGCUAUAUCGAAGUCAGCGUGGUCUUGCCUGGGGCCAACGAGAAUGCACAAGGAUACUGGCCUGGCGCAUGGACUAUGGGCAACCUUGGACGACCAGGGUACCCGGGCUCGACGGAUGGGACUUGGCCCUACACAUACAACACCUGCGAUCUCGGAACUUUCCCCAACCAAACCUUGAAGGAUGGAUCAGGGCCCGCUGCUGCUCUCCACUCGGACGCCUCCAGAGAGAAAUACAAUUUCGAGCUCAGUUGGCUUAGCGGGCAACGUCUCUCAGCGUGUACAUGUCCUGGCGAAGACCAUCCUGGACCCUCCCAUGAUCGCGGCCGUGGUGCUCCUGAGAUUGAUAUCUUUGAGGCGUCCAAAGACAAGCAAAACCCCGUUGGUUCCACCGUUUCGCAGAGCGCACAAUAUGCUCCUUUCUCCCACGAUUAUCUCUUCUUGAACUCGUCGGCAGAUGAGUGGGAGCUGCUGAACCCUGUUAUCACGCGUCCCAAUGGCUUCAGAGGAAGUCCUGUCCAGCAGUCGGUGUCGGGUGUUUCGAAGCUACCUUCUGACAUGUUCCAGGGAAGCGGACAAAGACUUACGACCCUCGGAUUCGAGUACUGGGCUAAUCCUUCGAAUGUCGAGGAAGGCUUCGUGACAUGGCAAGUCGAUGGGAGCCAGACCCAUCGUAUGUGGGCCAAAGCUGUUGGCCCGGACAACGGCCCGGACGGUAGUGGUGUCGGACAGCGGCUUAUACCAGAGGAACCUAUGUCCAUCGUCCUCAAUUUGGGCAUCUCUCCUAACUGGCAGACGAUCGAUUUCUCUACCCUGAUUUUUCCUGCUGAGAUGCUCGUGGACUACGUACGGGUCUAUCAGCGCAAGGGCGCAAUCAACGUCGGCUGCAGCCCUAAAGAUUACCCAACGGCCGAUUACAUUAAUGCCCACAUGGAUGCCUAUACCAAUGCCAAUCACUCAUCAUGGCCGUACGCCAAGCCCAAGAAUAGUUUGGUACGUAUCAUUCUAUCCGAGAUCAUGACGCCAGUACUCAUACCAGUUUUAGUGGGACGGCUGCUAACGGCGUUAGACAAUCGAAACACCCUUGUACCAUGA